AUGGAGGAAACUCUGGAACAUAUCCGCGCAGCCAUCUUCAGCCGCCUCACCUCCUACUCCAUGGUCGUCGUCACCCAAGCCUUCGCCGGCCACCUCGGCGACGUUGAGCUCGCGGCUAUUUCAAUUGCCUAUAACUUACUGAUUUGCCAGUUAGGCAUGGCCAGUGCUUUGGAAACUCUAUGCGGGCAAGCUUUCGGGGCGGGACAGUACUACAUGAUGGGCGUAUAUCUGCAACGUUCAUGGGUUGUUCUUUUCCUCUGCUGUGUCCUCGCACUGCCCAUAUUUAUCUUCGCGUCUCCGAUGUGGCUGAGCUCGCCGGUACCGUGGCUCUGUGAGGUUCUUGCUGAGCCAGUGAAGUCGGCGGUGCUUGCCUGGGUGUCUCUGGCGGCACUUGCAGAGCACGUGAUUGUGAGCUGGGUGGUCGUAUAUGGGUGUGGGCUUGGAGUGGUUGGCAGUGCGGUUGCUUUGUGCUUUUCGUGGUGGGUUCUGACACUGGGUUUGUUUGGCUAUACUGUUGUGGGGGGUGCCCUCUUACUUGGACAGGCUUCUCCAUUCAAGCGUUCUCUGGUCUAUGGGGACUUCUUCAAACUCUCCGCUGCCUCUGGGGUCAUGAUCUGUUUAUAA
Messenger RNA from Thlaspi arvense, 624 nucleotides. The record is from the annotation of a GenBank genome assembly. NCBI's taxonomy places the organism in Eukaryota, Viridiplantae, Streptophyta, Magnoliopsida, Brassicales, Brassicaceae.